AUGAAGUCUCCUUUAUUACUGCUGGCUUUACUCACCUGUCUAAGUCCUGCACUUGGUCAAACAGCUUGUGAAGCCAAAUAUGACAAGACGAUAAAGGGGAAUUGUUCUCUUAAAAGUCAGUGUGAAGGUGCCUUAUUAUCUGUUGGUUGUUCUGAUGAAAAUUCUUGUUGUGUUCAACGAGCACCAUUAGCAACGUCAUUACCAGUGUGUAUUUCGGACGCAAAUUUCAAUAACUUGUACAGUGAUACUGUUCGAACACAAUACAUUCGUCGAUAUUUAAAUAAAGCAUUGAAUGAUAUUAAUGUUUGUCAAAAUUGUGUUGCAAAAGCAGCAUUUUUGGCCAUAGCGGCUAGCAUGACCAACGAGUUUACCACAGACGAAGCCAUGGGUACAGAUGCACAGUUUUCAGCUGAUGACAACAAAUACGGUAAUACACAACCAGGUGAUGGCGGACGAUUGCGGCGACGUGGUUACUUUGGUAUUAGAGGACAAAAAAUGUACGAAUCAUUAUCAGAUUCAGAAAUCAUGGAAAGUCCAGAGAAAGCAGCUUUUCCCGAUAAAGCCAUAAAGAUCGCCACUAUGAAAUGGACAAUGGAUAAUAUGACAAAGCUGGCUGAUGGUACGAUGUAUGGAUUUUCAAUGCUAUGGUAUUUGUUAACUGGUAGUAUUGAUGAACUUGCAGAUGCGGUGAAACGAUAUGCAGAAGUUCUUCGUCAGCUAGAAUGUACCACAUUACACACUGGACAAGGGCCAAGCUGUGAGUACAAUAGUACCCAUACAGGUCAUUGUUUUGCGGACUGCAUUCCAGAACUAGAAGAUGCUGAGUAUUGUGGGUGCGACGGAAAAGGUGAAAGAUGUCCGCAUAGUCCACCACAUGUCCGAUGUUGUCUUGGUCAAUGUACAUCAGAAAUUAAAUUGGAUCUUGGUUUUAUUUUGGAUGCGUCGGGUAGUAUCGGUCCAACAGAUUAUGAACGUCAGCGCAAUUUUACUAAAGACAUACUUCAGCUUGUCAAUGUCGGACCAAAUAAGACGCAUGUUGCCAUUAUUAAUUACUCAGCUAAAAUAGAGACUCUGUCAUUGUUAAACCAAUAUUAUACAAUAAAUGAAAAAUUAAAUAGAGUUAAUAAUGCUACAUACUUUGGAGAAGCUACACAUACAGGUGAAGCACUUCAAGAAGCAAAUCGUGUAUUUUCAAAUAAUAAUGGACCUCGACCAACUGAGGAUGGCGCACCAAAAGUUAUAUUCCUUAUCACAGAUGGACAGAGUAAUGGUGCUGUACCGCCAAUACCAGUAGCCGCGGUAUUGAAACAACGAGAUAUUCACAUAUUCACUGUGGGAGUAGGUAAUGGUGUCAAUCUUAAUGAACUACAUGCUAUUUGUACUCAACCGUGGAGGGAGAAUUAUCUGCCUAUCGCCAAUUAUUCGAGUUUGGAACAAAGAUUGAGUCAGUUUGUGUCAAAAUCAUGUGCUGAACCGAUUAAUGUGGGCGAAAAUUCAACGGUUACUGGAGAAUGUGCGAAAGACAAAUAUAAAUUUUUUAAAAUUAUUAUUAAAGUCAUUGGUAAUAAAACAUUGAUAACCGUGAAAAAUUUUAAUGGAAAAGUUAAACUAUUUCAUUCAUUUAAUGGUCGACAUCCAAAAGAUCCAACUGAGUUUGAAUAUUCGGAUGAUAAACCGAAAACAUUAACAACACUCACUAGUUUGAUAUGGGCAAGACAUUAUUCUAAUGAUAUUGGUGAACGCGGAUUUGAGCCCAAACAGCGUAUAGGGCGCACGGAUGAAGAUGAAGUGACAUUAAUAGUGGAUAAACCGUCAAAUAAUACAGAAUUUGUUUAUAUUGGCGUUAAAGGGCUAGAAGAACAAAAUAGAUUUGCGGUGAAAUUUGAUGAUUGUGCUAAUGCUAAUGUUGAUUGCACAAAAAAAUCAACAUCAUCCGUAAUUAAAAUGAAUUUAUUUAGUAUCAUUAUUCUAGUGUUUAUUAGCGUUUUAUCUAGAAUGUCAAAUUGA
Molecule: messenger RNA, 2007 nt
Organism: Didymodactylos carnosus
Lineage: Eukaryota; Metazoa; Rotifera; Eurotatoria; Philodinida; Philodinidae
Source: the annotation of a GenBank genome assembly